Ochotona curzoniae (black-lipped pika) is the source of this 8637-nucleotide messenger RNA. It is a transcript of the gene ADGRG4, whose product is annotated as adhesion G protein-coupled receptor G4. Gene Ontology annotation, biological process: adenylate cyclase-activating G protein-coupled receptor signaling pathway; cell surface receptor signaling pathway. Gene Ontology annotation, cellular component: membrane. NCBI's taxonomy places the organism in Eukaryota, Metazoa, Chordata, Mammalia, Lagomorpha, Ochotonidae. Gene Ontology annotation, molecular function: G protein-coupled receptor activity. The record is from RefSeq and is a predicted model, not a curated record.
AUGGAACGGCAUGUCACAUGUCAGAGCCUUUAUGGACUGAUUCUCAUGUUGAAUUUUUUCUGUCUCCUAGAUACACUUUCACUAAAAAGAAAGAAGCUGGAUUUUUACAGAAGAAGAGAGAAUAAUGUAAGCCUGAUCAACAUUAUUUCUGAAUUCAGACGAUUCACAGCAUGCAUUGACUUGGUAUUAAUGGAGUAUCAGUCAAGUUAUUGGUUGGCCUUCUCCUAUGUUACUAAUAAUACUCACUUGGGCAAAGACAUAGAUCUUGGACAUGUGGGAGACCAUCAGAAGCUAAUAUUAUACAUCUUCAGCAAGACCUUUUAUAUCUAUUACCAGUUGACUCCAUUUCAAUGGCACACAAUAUGCUUGAUAUGGGAUGGUGUGAAGGGCAGAUUAAAGCUGCUUUUCACUUUGCGUCACAUCAGUGAACAGAUUCAGGGUGGAAACUUGUCCCUUAUUCUUGCAGAUAACUUUGAUGACUUGAUUAUAUUUGUUUCUGAAAAUAUGACAAUUCAAGAAACAACUACAAGUCUUUUUCAACAAGUAUAUUUGACAACUCUGUCCCAAAUUACUGGACUAGAAUCGCACUGCUCUACAGUGAAGUCUAAAGGCUUAUCUUUUGUUGCAAAUGAUUAUAUGGCAUCAUCCUAUUCCUUUAUAUCUUCACCUCUGGAAAGAACAACUGCACAAAAACUCAUUAAGACAUUAAUGAUUGAGGCAACUACAUUUGCAUCAGAAGUGUCAUCUACUUCAGCAACCAUUCCUCUACCUACCAAAAGCAUGUCUAUAGGCGCUACUAAUAAUAAUUCCAGGAAAGCAACUACAGUUCUUUCCUCAGAAAACACAACAUCCACAGCCGAUGCGGCUAACCCCGUGUCCAGAGUAGAACAGACUUUUUCUACAAUGGCUCGGCUGGGGGCUGCAUUUGCAAUCCCUCGUGAGUCUGCGCUCAUCUCCACAUUUACUCCUGUGGUUUCUGUAUUUCCUAGAAACCAAAAAGUGCCUACAUUGGCAACAACUGAUACACAAAUAGCAUUUACAGUUCAUUUGGUGACAUUCCCAACAAGGCCUAGUCAGACCAUAUCCUCUCUAAGAACAGCUAAGGCAAAAUCAACAUCCACAAAUGUACAGAGUAUCUCUUCAUCUGCAGCCAUGGAUCUCAUGUUUACCUCAGUGUCAGAAAACAUCUCUGGGGCCCUUUCUUCCGUGAUAUUCUCCACAUUCACCGGAACCCAGAGUCCACAGCCAGGUAUUAACUGUGAACCAACACACAGCACUUUCAGUCCUGGAAUUGCAUUUGCACCUACAGUUGGUGAACACAGGAUUACUUUGACUUCUUCCAUAACAGCUUCCAUACCCAAGGCAUCUGAGUCAGAUCUCACAUCUAGAACUGAAGAAAAUCCCUAUCUAGUCUCCACCAAUAUGACUACUUGGACUUCCAGACCAGAUCAGACAUCUAUGAAAAAAAUCACCUUGCUUACAUUUACGGCUAAUAAAAAUUUCACACCAAUAUCUCAUGGGAGUACUACUAAUUCAGAAUAUUUAUCUUCAGCUAUUAAUAUUAUCAACCUAUCAGAAACAUCCACAGAGAGUCAGGCUAUGACUACUACUGACGCUAGUGCAGGAAAAUAUACAACAGCUCUAUCCAAAUUGACAUCUCCACGAUCUUCUAAUUUCUCUGCAGCUCUCCAAACCCAAUGUGUAACUAAUAUGCUUAAGUUUAAACUUACUACCUUACUACUAAAAACCAAUGCUAUGCCUACAGUAGUUGCAAGUGAACUUUCUCCACAUAGGACUAUUAUUCCAGCAGUAGGUAUUGCAUCAACCCUUACUGUUCAACAAAGUUUUCCUACUAAAGAAAGCACUUUUGAGAUUACACAAACAGAAACAAAUGAUGCAAGUGUGUUUGCAGGUAUAACAGUGCUUAUGCUCAAAUCUACAACAACAAAAAGACUCAAUAUUACCAUGACCAAAAAAAAAAAAAACAACUUCCCCAUCUUAAGGGAAAAAACAACUAAGCGGGCAGUAACUGAGGUUUCUGCACUUUCAACAGUGCUGGAAACAACAGGUGAAUCAGCACAAAUGUUAACUUCAAUCGCUGUUUCCCCUUUUCCUGACACAGACAUGUCGACUAUCCCAUCAGACGAUGAAAGUUCAUCUACUAAAGUGGAAGGAAAUUGGCUGUCAACAAAAUGGGUGAGUAGUACAUGUGAGAAUUCAUCCAAGGUACCUAUAGAAAUCUUUCAUUCCAUCUACACCUAUUCAGCACAUUGGACUUCUGAAAAUCCCAGGAGGAAUUCUGGGAGCACACACAUAUUCCUAGAAGCCCUAAGUGCUUCUGCUACAAGAAUAUUUGGGAACAAUUUCACCACCACCUCCACAGACAUGCCAGCUACAUCCUUGCCUGCUUGUUAUCUACAGACUUCAAUUACUCAUUCCUCAGUACUUCUUACUCCUGUCCCUUCCAUGUCCUUACUGCCAGUUAAUCUCUCUGCUGUUACCUCGAUAGUGAUACCUGACAAGACAAAGGCAACCAUAUCUGAGCACUCUACACUGGUCAGGGAUUUUUCCACAUCUGCGCUCUCAGACAUCUUGAUUUUCUCAUCAGCUACAGUGACCAUGGCAUUGGUAGCACCAUUGGCUCAGACUGUUUCCAUACCCAAUGAGACUUUGGCUACCCAUUAUGACUCAAUUCAUAUCACUUCAAAGGCCACAGUGACCUCAGCCAGGAUGACACUCACCGUACUGUUUGUUCUCACAAAAACUCACUCACUGAGAACCCACAUUCCUGUUACAAGUAAGGCUAUCAGCCUUCUCCCCUCAGUUGCCACAGUAACUCCAUCCACACAAUUUAGUGUCUGCUCAAAACUUCAUCCUGACAGCAUUCCUACUAUAUCCUCUACUCCUAUAACAUCAACUAAGUGUUAACUGGUAGUGAUUCAAUUCAUAUCUCUGGCAAAGGAAAUUUCCACCCAUGCUCUAAGCUUCUUGUAUACUUCUAGUACCAGUGGAGAUCUGGUUACUUUGACUAUUGGCACAAAAGAGAAUUUUGCUACUGAUAAGACCAGGCCUCUGAACACCUCUUCCCACAAGCUUACUACUUCUGUAAACAUCCACAUUUCCCAAUCUUCCACACAAGACUCCAUCCUACUGGGGACAUCCUCUUUUUCCUUAUCUUCUAAUCAAAACCACAUGAUCACCUCCCUAGGAAAAACCCCAUCAAGAAAUUCUUUCGUUUUUGACUUCCAGGUUGUUUCAAACUUGGACAUGAUGAAUGCAAGAUUUUCUCGGACUCCCCAAACUUCCAGCCAUAAAACAAAUUCAUCUGCAGAAAUUCCACUUGGAACUCCACCUGUUGGGAACCCAGCUUCAUCUCGUACUUCUGGGAGGCUAGCUUUCCCUCCACAAGAUCUUUCAAUCAGUGCUUUACUGUAUCCUGACAAAGAAAGCACAACUGCCCUUUCAAUACAUACACCCAGGACUAUGGAAGUUGUAGUAAGCUCCACCCUUGAGGCUCUGCCUAUCUUAUACUGCCAGGAUACUUCAUUUGUAGACACCACAGCUUCCAGGACAAUUAGAAUAUCAAAAUCUAUGAACAUCAACACAGCUCUUUCAGACUUCCUUUCACUUAGGACUCAGCCUGGAGUGAUCUCAGUUGCUUCUUCCAUUUCUGAAAGCACACGUACUUUUCCCAAACCCUUUCCUCAUUCCACAAUUGGACUUUCUAAUAGCAACUUCAUAGGCAUCACUACUGAUGGAGUCACUGCAGCCCUUUAUAUUCCAAGUGCAUCUAUAGCAGCUGUUGGUGAGGCAUCUAAGAAAACAUACAUUCCUAUGUAUCAAAUGUCCUCAUUGCCAGUUAAUGUCACUGCCCUGAUCUCUAAACAAGUUACUGAUACUACUGUUAUACCAAUGACUAAGUCUUCUAAAAUAACACAUCUGGGUUGUUUGAAAUGUCCCACUACAGACACUUCUGCUGGGCCCAUGUUUGAAAAGAACUUGAAGUCAGUUAGUGGCUCUACAGCAAUUUCUCCUAAUAAUUCUUCAACAGGCAAGUCGUUCUCUACUUUAUUGCCUUCAGUUAUCCCUAGUACUACAAUGACAACAAAAAUAUCUGCAUUGGAUUUCACAUCUGUAGCAUAUGUUAGGUCUACUUCAAAAGGUACAAUGGCUUCCUCUGUUUGCACUGCUUCAGAAACGGCAGAGGUACCUUUCAGGAUAAUGCCUACAUCACCUUCUUCAACAGAGUCAAUUUUUAACUCUGUAGAAACCAUUCCAGUGUCUACUGUGGAUGGGAUAGUGACUGCGCUUUUCAACAUCACUGCAUCUUCUGUACUGAGUUCUGAGAAUACUGAUGAUAUUUCCUCAAUUCCAAAGACCAGCUUUUCAACAUUCAAAUCUACAGUCCAACACUCAUCACCAACAAAUGAGACUACAACUGAAGAUAUAUUACCAGAGAUUGUUAACAGUCCCCUAUCCACUAUGUGCGAUGGUAGAAUGACAGCUAACACAAGUACUUACUCCACAAUGGCUGUCCCUGAAAAUGUACUUUCACCUACUGCUUCAGAUAAUCUCCACACUUCCUUGAAUACUCAGGUUUGCCCAUCUUCCCCAUAUUUAAUCAGCUUUAACAGAACUCCAGGAUCCAUAAAAUGUAUGAAAGCUAUCAUCUCUACUACAGAAAAGUUGACUUUGAUAGAAAACACUUUCAAAGCCGAACUACCGAAAAUUGCUACAUCUAUGAAUACCCCUAUUGCAUCCCAUUCAUUCUCUUGGGCAUCAUCAUUGUAUUCACCUCAUACCACUGAAACAGAGAACUCUACUACAAAGACUUCUUUUCUUCCAACAUUCCAAAUGGUUGAAUUCCCUUUUCUGGUGACAAGAAUUACAUCUUGUAAAACCCGGUCUCUGCCUAUGACUUUAUGGAAUAUACCCACAAAUAAAGAUUCGCAGCUUCCAGUUUCUACUACAACUCAUGCACCCACAUCCAGCAAAGUAGAAACAGAGACUCUAUACCUUGUCACUUGUUCUUUAUCAACAUUCACAGACCCUCAAAUGGGCCCAAUAUCUGUAGAUGUUGAGGAAACACCAUCAAUUAUUACACCAGGAAUUUUUCCUCCUUUUGGGUUUUCUGAUGACCCCUCUUUAGCAACAUCUUCAAGAACUAACUCUACCACAUUGGCUGAUUUUAAGAACAUAUUUGAGAAAAUAACCACAUCUGGAACUGCUGGGACUGCACCAAAUUCUUCUGGUACCAUUUCAAGAUCUAUAAACUCAAAGGCUACCACUUCCUCUGUGCUGACUUCGAUUUUGUUUAGUUUUUCUUCAGCUUCCUCUCUGACAAUUGUAUUUAAUGCUCUUCAUGUUAUAAGUUCCAAGAUAAUAGAGGGGUUAAAAUCCACAUUUAGGACUUCUGAAAUGAUACCAACAUACUCAUUCAAUAACUUUACAACACUACCUUUUGUUAGAGCUAGCAAAAUGACUCCUAUACCUACAAUGGAUGGUAUCGCUACUGGCGUCCCAGUUUCUCUCCCUAUGCUUAUGAAAGUCACAAAUGACAGUGUUUUCAUUUCCAUAUCCCCUGAAGUAUCCUCCAGAACCACUGAGACUGCCAAUUCCAGGACUUUGUCUCAAUUUCCAUUCAUUAGUGGAAAGAGUAUAUCACUGUCUGUAAUUGACUACACCCUUUCUAUUGGUUCCACACAUUUGCCUAGCCCCACAAUAACAUCUGUGAGGAGCAGAAUUCCAGCUAUAUCAGCAUCUCUGAUUUUAAUUCUUCCCAAGUUCACACUGGAUUCUCCUAUAAAUAUAGCCACUAUCAUAUCCACUGCUAUUGGACCCACAUUUCCACUCAUAUUCACUGGAGUGACACAUAAUUCCAUACCAACGGUGUCUUCAAUAGUCUCUCCUUUUGGGACAACUUGGAUGGACUCCAUGCCUUCUUCUCCAUCUACAGAAGCAUUGAUUUCACCUCUUGGCAACACAGUUUCCUUCUACAACAUUGGAAUGAGAUUCUUUGUCUUUGAUGAAAAGCCAAGGAUCUUUAUUACCACUUUUAUUCAUGAAAUUGCAGAAGACUGGCUGAAUUCUGUAUUUCAAGACACUGAAAUUUCUCUUGCUAAUUUGGCUAUCCAAAUAAAAGGCAGAAACACUUCUGAAGAAGAAAUGGCCAUAUACAAAGCUAUUUGACCAUGUAUUUUUCUUUUGCAUUAUUUGGAACAGAGAGAAGGACAAGGAAUGGCUACAGUUUCCCAUGUACCAUACAGCUGUGUUUGUCAUGCCAUGGUAAAGGCCAACUCUUCUCCAACACCCAGGGAAUUGAUUGGCAGGAUCAGAGGUAAAAUACAUGGCAAUCUCACUUGUGGGAACUUCACGCAAGAUGAACUGACAUGCUUAAUGAAUUCGGAAGACGUUGCAGUGAAACAGCUAGAGUUGGCAAAGUGCAAAGCUGAGGAAACAGCCUCGAGAUACAAAGGGACAUGUAAGUGGCUAUUAACCAACCCUACUGAGACAGCCCACAGUAAAUGCAUCAAAAAUGAGGAUGAGCGUGCCACUAGAAGCUGCUCAUUUGGCAUCAGCACAGGCAAAUCUCAGUGGGAUAAACUGAAGUUUAAACAAUGCAAGUUGAUUCAAGGACUUCCUGAUAAAAUUUUGGAUCUUGCUAAUAUCACCGUAACAGAUGAGAAUGCAAAUGAUGUUGCAGAGCACAUUUUAAAUUUGAUAAAUGAAUCUCCACCUCUGGAUGAAGAAGAGACAAAGGUUCUUAUUUCUAAAGUAUCUGAUAUUUCACUACGUGAUGAAAUCAGUAUCAGCCUAACCCAGAUUAUGUUACAAAUCAUCAAUGCUGUUAUGGAGAAGCAAAAUGAUUCGGCCUUUGAUCUGCAUGAAGUAAGCAAUGAGAUUCUGAGACUAAUCGAGCGUGUUGGUCACAAGAUGGAGUUUCAGGGGAGGUCUGAGAAUCUGACCAUGGCCAGUCUGGCUUUGGCUGUGGUGAAGGUGGACCACAAGUUUGAAGGUCUGACCUUCAGCAUUCGUUCCCACACAAAUGGCACAGACCUGGAGAUUUCCAUAGCUGAUAUCCAUCUGGGGAGAAUUUUGGCUUCUAUAUAUUUGCCUAAGUCACUGAAGAAAAGAUUUCCUCCCAAUAACUUACAGACCAUCUUGUUCAAUUUCUUCGGACAAACUUCCCUCUUCAAGACCCAGAAUGUCUCAAAAGCAUUAACCACAUAUGUUGUGAGUGCCAGCAUUUCAGAUCUGUCCAUUCAAAACUUGGCUGACCCUGUGGUUGUCACUCUGCAGCAUAUUGAAGGAAAUCAGAAUUAUGAUCAAGUUCACUGUGUUUUUUGGGAUUUUGAGAAAAACAAUGGCCUAGGUGGAUGGAAUUCAUCAGGCUGUAAAGUAAAGGAAACAAACAUAAAUUACACAAUCUGUCAGUGUGACCACCUCACUCACUUUGGAGUUUUAGUGGAUUUAUCGAGGUCUACGGUGGAUACAGUGAAUGAACGGAUAUUGGUGCUCAUAACACACACUGGAUGUGGAAUCUCCUCCAUUUUUCUGGGAAUUGCAAUGAUGACAUACACAGUUUUUCACAAACUUCGGAAAGAUUUCCCUUCCAAAAUCCUUAUCAACCUGUGCACAGCACUACUGAUGCUAAACCUGGCAUUUCUGGCCAAUUCCUGGUUGUCAUCAUUUCAGAAAGUGGGGAUCUGUAUCACAGCUGCGGUGGCACUUCAUUAUUUCCUGCUUGCUUCUUUGUCUUGGAUGGGCCUGGAGGCAGUUCACAUGUAUUUUGCUCUAGUCAAAGUCUUCAACAUAUACAUUCGUAAUUAUAUCCUUAAAUUUUGCCUAGUUGGUUGGGGAACUCCAGCCAUCAUAGUGGCAAUCACACUCAGUGUGAGAAAAAACCCAUACGGAACUCUGAGCCCAGCGACUCCUUUUUGUUGGAUUAAAGAUGAUUCCAUCUUUUAUGUCUCCGUGGUGGGUUAUUUUUGCCUUAUAUUUCUCGCGAAUUUCUUCAUGUUCUGCACUGUUCUGGCUCAGCUGAAUUCUAUGAAACUCCAGAGUCGGAAGACUCGGCGGAAGAUGACCCUGCGUGACUUCAAAGGCACAACAAGCCUGACGUUCUUACUUGGCCUCACUUGGGGCUUUGCCUUUUUUGCCUGGGGACCUGUGAGGAUCUUUUUCUUGUACCUUUUUGCCACUUUUAACACGUUUCAAGGUUUCCUCAUUUUUAUAUUUUACUGUAUAAUGAAAGAGAGUGUACGAGAGCAGUGGCAGAUGCACCUCUGCAAUGGGAGAUGGCGACUGGAUAACUUUUUUGAUGGCAGCAACAGGCUUGGGAUAAAUAUUAAGUAUAAGCAGAAGAGAGUGAAGAAAAUCUUGAAGCAGAGAUUAAUGACACCAUCCGCCAACUCAACUGCAAGUAGUUCUACUUUCAAAUCUUUGGACUCUGCACAAGGCACUCUUUCAGAAAUAUGUUUCCCAAAUGGUGACUUUGGUGAAGAUCACUAUGGAUGUGAAGCUGCGCCUAGUUGUGUGAAAAGAAUAUUACCUGAGGACCUCGAUGUGAAUUCUAGUCACAAAGAAAGAUGUUUUUCAAUAAAUCCUGGAAUGGAUAUCUGCUUCCCCCAACCAUAA